This is a messenger RNA of Synchiropus splendidus (mandarinfish), 2187 nucleotides long. It is a transcript of the gene tor4aa, whose product is annotated as torsin family 4, member Aa. Gene Ontology annotation, molecular function: ATP binding; ATP hydrolysis activity. Lineage: Eukaryota; Metazoa; Chordata; Actinopteri; Syngnathiformes; Callionymidae. Gene Ontology annotation, cellular component: endoplasmic reticulum lumen; nuclear envelope. The coding region runs from base 807 to 2084 and encodes 425 amino acids. The record is from RefSeq and is a predicted model, not a curated record. The transcript has 2 exons.
UCCAACUGUCUGUCUCUCUUGUACCCUGGGACAUGUUCAUGUGGAACUUAGAGCACUGGCUCUGCUGGAUCUAGUCUGCAGGACUCCCUCCUUUCUAUGGUCCUCACACACACUCAUAUGUGAGGAGGGUGUGGAAAUUCAGUCCUGCUUCUGGUUUUGUGUGACCGAUUUCUUUACUUCUGAGCUCAGUAACUGAACAGUCUAUUGGUGAAGAGUGUUAGUGACGCGUCAAAGCUAAGAGUCUUUGCGAAGAGUCAGUGAUGAGUCAAAGCUAAGAGUCUUUGCAAAGACUCUGUGUCCAUGAAGAGUCUUGUUGAUGGUUCUGUCAGUGAUGAGUCAAAGCUGAGAGUCUUUUUGAAGCGUCUGUGUCCAUGAAGAGUCUUGGUGAUGAGUCUGCUGAUGACAAGUCAAAGUUAAGUCCUGUUGAAGAGUCUGGGGUAAACACAGCUGAUCGACACGUUUAGUUGUUUUGUCUCCUCAGAGACUAUCUGACAGAGCAGAGGACAAGUGUUUAGUUAAUGUUUGACAUCACUUCCUCUUCUCCUCUACUGAACACACCGAUGACAUCACUUCCUCCCCUCCAUCAUGAAGGAAGCCUGUCUAACAGUCUCUCAGAGAACGUGAUGGACGUGAGGAGGAGAUGGUUCAUCUCAGUGUGUGAAGGCAACCUGGAGUUAGCAGCAGGGGGCACUCACUUAGAAUUCGUGGACCAUCAGGCCGUCCACCAGGCCUGCUGGACUUCAGGAAACCGGUCAAAUGAAUGAGAUAGGUUGAACACGCUGACUAGACGAUGAACCCUGGUGUGAAUGAGUGAGCGAGCUUCUUUUCCGCAGAUGAGCCUCAGUAGCACGACUGAGUCCCAUUCGGAGGAGGAGCAGGAUGAAGGGCUGAACGACAGCGUGGAUGAGAGGGUGAAGGUGUCUCCCGCUCCAUCGCUGACCAACUUCUCGUCAUCACUGUGCGCCGUCAUCCGGAUCAAGCAGAAGUACCAGGCCCUGAAGAGGCGGCGGCAGGAGAAGGUGCUGGCCCGGGGAGGGAGCGGCAGCCUGGUGGGGUUGCCGGGACACGCCAGCCCCAAAAUAUUCACCUUCGACCCUCUCAGUCUUCCGGGAGCCCAGACCUCCUCUGGCCCGCAGAAGAAGAAGCGACGGAAGAGAAAGGUUUUGUUCCCAGAAAGACAAGGCCGGCGAGUGGCGCCGGGGCAGGAACACAGCCGGGCCAAGUACUGCUUGUACCUGCUGUGCACCAUCGUUUUCCUCCAGGUCUACAACGCCAUCGAGAACUUGGAUGACCACGUCCUCCGCUACGACCUGGAUGGUCUGGAGAAGACGAUGCGGCGGGAGGUGUUUGGCCAGCAGGUGGCGGUUGAGAGCCUAAUGACUCACCUGAAGGACUACCUCUCCACGUACGUGCACAAUAAGCCCCUGGUGAUCUCGCUGCAUGGUCCCAGCGGCGUGGGCAAAAGUCACCUGGGCCGACUGCUUGCAGCUCACUUCCGCUCCAUCGUCGGCGAGCCGCUGGUUCUGCAGUACUACGUCCUGCACCACUGCCCCCUAGAGGACGACGCUCCACGUUGUGCCCGGGACCUGGCCAUACUCAUCUCCAUGACGGUGGAGCGAGCCGAGGAGGAGGAGAAGAUCCCGGUGUUUGUCUUCGAUGAAGCUGAGCACAUGCACGUGGAGAUCCUAGACGCGCUCCGACGCCUGGUGGCCGAGAGACGGACCAACGAGUACAUGAACACCAUCUACAUCUUCCUGAGCAACCUGGGACACCAAGACAUCACCAAGCACAUGCUGCACAACGCCUCCAGUGUGGCAUCGUCUGACCUGGCGCCCAUCUUGCGCCAAACUCUGUCACAGCUGCACCCGCUGUGGGCGGAGGCCACCCUGGUGCCGCUUGGGCUGCUGGAGAAGAGUCAUGUGACCGAGUGUUUCCUGGAGGAGCUGACGCGUGAGGGGUUCUACCCAGACAGGAACAACAUCGAGCGGCUGGCAGCGGAGAUCACAUACUAUGCCGUGGUGGCGGGGCGGGAGUAUUCCCGCACCGGCUGCAAGCAAGUGGUGUCAAAGGUCAACACGCUCUGACGACACCUGAACCACUAGAUGUCGCCACCAUCUAUCCCCGGAACACUUAUUUCUUAACUUUGAUUGACAUGCUGCAGGGUCACAUGACUCGCACAAAUAAAGA